Aplosporella prunicola CBS 121167 is the source of this 1461-nucleotide messenger RNA. RefSeq lists its product as uncharacterized. The transcript has 3 exons. The record is from RefSeq and is a predicted model, not a curated record. Gene Ontology annotation, cellular component: proteasome regulatory particle. Bases 1 to 1461 code for a protein of 486 amino acids. Gene Ontology annotation, biological process: proteasome-mediated ubiquitin-dependent protein catabolic process. NCBI's taxonomy places the organism in Eukaryota, Fungi, Ascomycota, Dothideomycetes, Botryosphaeriales, Aplosporellaceae.
AUGGGAGACCCGCAAUACGCCAAGUUCCCCGAGCUCCAGCUGUCUCAGCACAUCUUCCACAUCACGAAUCCAUCCUCAUCCAAGUCUACCCAGGAAGCUUCGCUCAAGACUCUCCAAGAUGCGAUCAAGGAACACAAGAUGGCCCCGCUCUAUCGACACCUGGCGCACCCCUCAGAAGGCAUCCUGAACGCCCCCGGCGAGGGCUCCGCUCAGCAGCCCGCACGCCCACGCCGAUCGUCGUCCAGCAUAGGCACGCUCCUUGCUCCCACCAAGCAGCCCGCGCUGAAUGUUUCCUUGCCCUGGGAUGAGCAACUGUACGAACAGCUCCGGGCGGAUAAUGACAAGGAGUUGGAGGCGAUACAGAAGGAGGAGGACGAGGCAGAGGAGAAGGCCGGCGAGACCGAGAUACAGACGGCAAGAGGCAAGCGAGCAGAGUUCUGGACGCGCGUGGGCGACAAGGAUAAGGCGAUUGCCGCCUAUGAAGCUGUAUUCGAGAACACGGGCAUUCUAGGCACCAAGAUCGACCUCGUCCUCGCCAUCAUCAGAAUAGGAUUGUUCUUCGGCGACAAGGUGCUUGUGAAGAAGUCGGUUGAGCGCGCCACCAACCUCGUCGAGGGUGGCGGCGACUGGGACCGCCGGAAUCGCCUGAAGGCCUACUCUGGUCUGCACUACCUCACCGUCCGUGCUUACAACCAAGCCGCUCCGCUGCUGCUUGACAGCCUUUCAACGUUCACCAGCUACGAGCUGUGCAGCUACUCCUCCCUCAUCAUCUAUGCCGUCCUCGCCGGUUCGGUUUCCUUGAAGCGCGUCGACUUCAAGGCCAAGGUCGUCGAUUCGCCAGAGAUCAAGGCUAUUUUGGGUGAUGGAGAGGAGAAGUUGUCGGCUUUGACGGGUGCCGUCUCGUCUGGCCCGGCUGCGGGCGACGAGGAGAUGGGUGACGCUCAGGGCUCCACGGCUACUCCUACCCCGGCGGCGGUCAACCUCACGACGCUCGGGCAGGCCCAGGAGGAGGAGGCGCAGAUUGACUUCAGCUCGCUGUCCAGCUUGGUCAACAGCCUGUACUCGGGCAACUAUCGGGAUUUCUUCCGAGCGCUGGGCGAGGUCGAGGAGCAAUUCCUCAGCAAAGACCGGUACCUCUUCGAACACCGGGGCUGGUUCGUCCGCGAGAUGCGGUUGCGCGGCUAUCAGCAGCUGCUGCAGAGCUACCGGGUCGUUGGCUUACAGAGCAUGGCCAACGACUUUGGUGUAUCGGUGGACUUCCUCGACAAGGAUCUCGCAAAGUUCAUCGCGGCGGACCGGGUGCCGUGCACGGUAGAUCGCGUCAGGGGCAUCAUCGAGACGAACAGGCCAGACUCGAAGAACAAGCAAUACAAUGACGUGGUCAAGCAAGGCGACCAGCUGAUCACGAAGCUGCAAAAGUACGGGCAGACGGUUAGGAUGAGGGGUAGUGAGAGGGGCUGA